Messenger RNA from Eleginops maclovinus (Patagonian blennie), 4726 nucleotides. RefSeq lists its product as uncharacterized. Gene Ontology annotation, biological process: protein dephosphorylation; negative regulation of JUN kinase activity; G protein-coupled receptor signaling pathway. Lineage: Eukaryota; Metazoa; Chordata; Actinopteri; Perciformes; Eleginopidae. The record is from RefSeq and is a predicted model, not a curated record. Gene Ontology annotation, cellular component: heterotrimeric G-protein complex; cytoplasm. Bases 1 to 2922 code for a protein of 973 amino acids. Gene Ontology annotation, molecular function: MAP kinase tyrosine phosphatase activity; protein tyrosine/threonine phosphatase activity; G-protein beta-subunit binding. The transcript has 6 exons.
AUGCCUCCUCUUCCUCUUGAUGAGCGCAUAGUGGUCAUCCAGCGCCCGAAAAACCUAGCCCUGUGUGAGGCUUCCCCACAAACCAUCCCACAGCACUCCUCUCAAAUAUCAGCCUCCACCAAUGGACACGCUCCUCACUUCCACCCUUCGCAUUCUCAUUUCUAUCCACCCGCCUGCAAAUCUCUGACUCGGGAAUGCAAGCGCAGAUCCGCUCGUGUGCCCAAAUUCAAAGUCGAUCAACCGGUCAUCCCAGCAGGUGUCAGCCACAUCCCUAGUCACUGCCAUAGCAAUGGGACAGUAACUCUCGGCCCACGACUGCCCUCCCACACACAUACUAUUGAUAUCAGAGUGACGGUGGACAAAGGAGGACGGGGAGGAGGAAACAGCAACUCUUUAGGGCGCAGCGGAGGUGCAAAGGGAAGCAGAGGAAAAUGUGCCUUGUCACAGUUAGAUCAAGGACAAUGUGAGAGAAGAACUGGAACAGCAGGGAGGCCAGGAGGUGCCGAACACAAGUCACAACAGAGUCGCCAGAGUCAGCUGUCAACUUCCCCUGGAGGCGUUCUACAAUUCGUCCCAGCUCAGGCGCAGCAGCGAAGGUUCAGGAGUGAGAAGGAGAACACAAGCUUCCCUAACAGAGGCGACCAGGAGUUUCCUUCUCUAGGUCACAAGAAGAGUUCCAAACUGGGAUCUGUCCAUCAAAGCCAUAACAGCCACAGUCUGCCCUACCACCAAAACUCCGUCCCUGUGCCCCAUGCCGCCGUUUUAAACUCCAACUACCCACCAUCCCCUCCCUCCCAACCCACCCAUGUCCCAGUCUCCUAUCAGCAACUCAACCAGCCGCACCCUUCCUGCACCAAGGACCUCCGCUCUCACCUUCUUCAUGGUCUACCCCUCUCCCCCUGCUCCUCCCACGUCGGAGGCUUCCCAAGCCCUGACCAUACCUGCACAAUCGACUGCACCCGCCCAUUCAGUUGCGGCUGCUGGAGGUUGGUAAAAUGCAGAGGUUGUAAGGGACACACUGCUAGCUGCCAACGAGGGGGUGGAAGCACGUCCACCUCAUUCUCCUGUGUUCAUAAUGCUGGAGCAGUGAAGAGAGGAAGCAAAGAAAUGGGUCUGAGAAAUCUAGGGGGGUGUCUCUCCACCACCUCCACCUCCAACACCUCCUCUUCCAACAGCACUGUGUCUGACUGCCGGGCAAGCCUGUUCAAACCUCUCCGCUGUGCCUCCUGCUCUGGAGAGGCCGGAAACUUUGAGAGUCCUGCUAUCCUUCGGAAAAAACUGGUAGGGGGAUGCCUGCCCUGUACCCCUCUGUCCUCUUCAGCCCCUCUGCGGGCGAUACAGAGCUGUGUCACAGGCUGCAACCCCAAAGCCUCUCAGACAGGCAGCUCCACCUGCAGCUACUGCAGCAGCGACCCUAUAGUGGUGACAUUUAACCCUCGCAGAGGCAAACCCCCGGGAAGAGCAGCUCAUCCGGCAGGUACGUUCCAAGCCGACGACGAUGACUAUAGCGUGCGUACUAUCUGGCCUGAAGAACUGGCCAAGAAGAUGACCCAUUCUAAAGCCCAGAAAAAUCACUGUGCUGGGAUGGGAGCAGAACUCGGUAAGACCUGCUCAACCCAGGCCCAGGACGGUAGCAACGGAAAAGGUCUCGCCAUACUGGACUGUCAAAACCUCCAGGAAUACGCACAUUCUCAUCUUACAGACCGCGCUGGCCGACGACGUCUUCAGCAGGGGAAAAUGGCUGCUUUUGAUUUUAUGGGCCGCAGGUCAGGAUCUAGUUAUGACGAAGGCAGGAACUCCCUUAAGAGGCUCUUGAAUAAAGCCGAAGAUGUAGGAGCUGAGCAAGACGGAGAUGCAGCAUAUCCACGUUCCCCCUCUCCACGCUCCACUUCGCCACCGUCACCAGUGUCCUUUUCGCCCCCACCAUCCGCCCCUAGCACACUCAUCAAACCCAAGCCCUGGCAGAGAGACAGGGAUGGAGGAAAUUCGCUGCCCACGGCUCAUUCACUUCACCUGGCCCUCAACUCUCUGAACAGGGAGCAGGACGAGGAGAACAACAAAAUGCACCUUUCUCUACCGCUCUCGUCUUCCUUGCCUGCCUCUCUGUCCGAUGAGACCGUGAUGAGUCCCGAUGCGGAGAAUGCCGUGAUCAGUCCCAUCUUACCCUUCCUGUUUCUGGGGAACGAGAGAGACGCCCAGGACCUGGACCUGCUGCUCCGCCUCAACAUCGGCUACGUGGUCAACGUAACUACACACCUGCCCCUCUACCACGUCAAGUCUGGACUGCGCUACAAGAGGCUGCCUGCCACUGAUAACAGCAAGCAAAACCUUCGACAAUACUUUGAGGAGGUUUUCGAAUUCAUUGAGGAGGCAUAUCAGAGUGGACAGGGAGUGUUGGUACACUGCCAGGCAGGCGUGUCCCGUUCUGCAACCAUCGCCAUCGCUUACCUUAUGAAGCACACCCUCAUGACAAUGACAGAUGCCUACAAGUACGUGCGGAGCCGUCGUCCUGUCGUGUCCCCGAAUCUCAACUUCAUGGGUCAACUGUUGGAGUUUGAAAGGGACCUCAACUCCGGGGUGACUCCUCGUAUCCUGAUGCCUAAACUCAGCGGUGUGGAGACUCAGCACAGAUAUGGUACAAUCUGCCCUCAUAAGAAACCCAUCACCAAGGGCUUCUCCCCUCCCUUCAUAUGGAUGAAAGGAGACACCCCAGUGAACAGUACCAUGAGUGUCGGUCAGGCCAGGAAGCUGGUGGAGCAAUUGAAGAUAGAGGCUAGUUUCUGCAGGAUAAAGGUAUCAAAGGCCGCAGCCGACCUUAUGGCGUACUGCGACGCACACUCCUGCGACGACCCCCUUAUCAGUCCCGUGCCAACCUCAGAGAACCCGUUCAGGGAGAAGAAAUUCUUCUGCGCUCUGCUUUGAGACAAAUCAGGGAUUGCUGUGAUUAAAAGUACCACUGUACAGUAUGUAUGUACUGUGUGAACAUGUACUUCUGAUCUGAAUGAGACAUCAAUGUACUAUAGUAACCUUGCAUAAAAGCUGCCGGUGUACAGUACACAGUCAACCCUUGAACUAAAUUCUUUCUCUGCUAAAGUCUCAAAGUAAGAGGGAAAGAACAAAAAUAACAAAACCCAGGAAUAUCACAAUCAAAAGAAAAGAAAACUUAGGAAACAGCUAUUAUUUAUUUCAUAACACAUUUCAUGCUUAUUUUUAUGAUAGGUAACUGCCAAAAAAGGAUAGCCAUUAUGGAUUCUGCAACUUUUUGACACUUAACUAGGAGGCAAAGUCCCACCCUUUGGAUGUUGCUCUCUUAGAUGCUGCUCUGACAGUUCAAGGCUGUCACCUCUGCCCAUGGUAAUGUUCAUACAUUUUCGACCGAAGAAAAGCCUAUGUUAGGUAAGUUAGUGUGAAAUUUCCUAUCUGGUUGCUACAUGUAGAUGGAGGUAAUAACACUCUUCUUUAGACUAACGCUCCUUCAGUGUUCUUUCUAGAUUUUCCUUUAGUGCUACACAUUCAACCUGAAUUAAUCCUGGGGAAUGAUGAAUGAAAUGAGUUCUGUGGUAAGCACAAAUGUAAGAUACUUUAUAGUUUCGUCAUCCUGCUUGUGAAUUUUGGGGCGUUAUACAAGUACAAAUGUCUGUAAAAAGGGUUGGGAUAUAAAAUGUCAUCAAGGCGAGCACGAGGAAACCCAUCUCCUCAGAGGGGGUGGAGUUGAAGUCACACACCCAUGGUGCAUUUUGUUCCAAUAAAGUUGAAGCUUCUCAAGUCACGAAAUUGUGUUAAUUUGAGAAGAUGAUCUUGCUAAUUAAACAUGGAGUAUGACAAAUGCUUGUUUUCCACAGAGCUUAUUUACUGGAAUAAUCCAAUUGAAAAUAUACUAAUUGCUAAUUUACAGGAUGGACUACAAAAAGACAACCCCUGCAGCACUCAAUUAUCUUUUCCAACACGUUUUGUAUUCCUCUGUUUUGGCAGUUACUUGUAUGUAUCAAGUCCAACCGCUGUUUAUGAGUGGAGCAAUUUCAUUCAAGGUUUAUUAAGGUGUUAGCAUUUUAAUUAUUUCUAUACUGUUGCCGUUGUGUGUGGAAACGUGUAUGUGUAUGCACAGGUGCUACAGUGAAACUCAAGCCACAAUCCUGAGAGUCUGAUCACUGUCAGAAAAAUAUUUUAUAGCUCAAUAGCACAUAGACCUGAAGAAAAACAUCCCACGGUUAUGGAAAUGUAAUAUAUAUAAUCUAAGCCAUUAAAGCAAAAUCAGCUAUUUGAUUAUUAUCAGUGUCACAGGAACAGUUUUAUAUUUCUUCAAGGUAAAAAACAAAAAGAAAUGCAGCCUUCAAAAAUACUUUCAAAGAAACAGUGUGCAUUUUAACCAAUCAGGUGUGAUGGGGUCCUUCAACCCAACGACUCCUCUCAUUCAUGUGAAGCAAGGACAAAUGUGAAUGACUUGGGAAUUCCUUUUAUUAAUUCAAAUGUGUCGCUUUCUCUGUGGUUAUUUCUCCAUCUACAAUACAGGCAAUGACAUAAGUCUGUUUAAUAAAUGCAAGAAAAUGAAAACUGCUGUACUUUGGAGUUCCCCUCAUCUCAUGAGCUCCACGGCAUCUUCAACACGAUCAAACGUUAAAGGAGCCAUGAAAAACCAAUGUAUUUUCAAUAUCUUUCAAAUUUGGUGCUUUGCAAAAAGAGAAACCAUAGAACAUGAAGAAUUAAAAUAAAACCUCCUGUUAUCAAA